AUGUCUUCUGCCGAGGACUCGUUGUACAAGCCCUACGAUCAGUUUGUUCUCUUCGGAGACUCGAUCACCCAGAUGUCUUCUAGCCAAGACCAGGGAUUUGGAUUCCAGCCUGCGCUACAGGAUGCCUACUCGAGAGCGCUAGAUGUAAUAAACCGCGGAUUCGGUGGGUAUACGACUGCACAUGCAGUCAAGGUGUUUCCGAAGUUCUUCCCGACUCCAGAAAUAGCAACUGUCCGGUUCCUGACAAUCUGGUUCGGGGCCAACGACGCAUCGCUCCUCGAAUCCAACAACAAUCAGCACGUCCCUUUGGACGUUUACAAGAAGAAUCUCGCGGCAAUUGUCCAACACCCCGCAACGGUUGCCCAGCAGCCGCGCAUUCUAAUCAUUACUCCAACUCCGAUUAAUGAGUACCAACUUCAAAGCUUUGACGAGGGCAAGGGUAAUGUCCACCCUACGCGGACGAACAGUCGCACGCGCGAGUACGCGCAAGCCGCGCGUGAGGUCGCCGAGUCUCUGAAUGUCCCGGUUGUUGAUCUUUGGACGGCGUUUAUGACGGCCGUAGGUUGGAAGGAAGGGGAUCCGCUUAUCGGGUCGAGAGAGGUGUCGAAUGACAAGAAGUUCGCGAGCUUAUUCACGGAUGGGCUGCAUCUCACGGCAGAGGGCUAUCGGAUUGUAUACGACAAGGUUGUGGAGGCGAUUGAGACGACUUGGCCGGACCAGGCACCGGGGAAGCUUCCCUACGUGUUCCCAGCAUGGAUGGAAGCCCCGAAAUGA
Messenger RNA from Aspergillus mulundensis, 774 nucleotides. RefSeq names its product SGNH/GDSL hydrolase family protein. The transcript is spliced from 5 exons. The record is from RefSeq and is a predicted model, not a curated record. NCBI's taxonomy places the organism in Eukaryota, Fungi, Ascomycota, Eurotiomycetes, Eurotiales, Aspergillaceae. Bases 1 to 774 code for a protein of 257 amino acids.